GCUUUGUUUGUUAUGGUAUCAGCAUUGCUGUUAGUGCGGAUCAUGGAAGCCGCCCUAUUAUUUUGUUUAGCUAUUUGACAGCUGAGAAAGAAAUGCCGCAUAAAAUGUAAAAUGUUCGUGAUAAACAUUGCGGUUCGUAGACCGUGACAGUUUAACUGCAGUUCAAUUCUAUAUAGUUGAUUUCAGCGGGACAUGUGAAAUAUGGCAGACGAACUUACCAUUUGAAGACAUGAACUGACGUUUCAUUCAUAUAGUAGCGUGAUGUCCGGAGGGGAGCGCAAGAAGCGCACCUCACGGGGCCAAGGGUGGGAGGAGGCGGGGGCGGAGUUCUACCAGGAGAGUUACCCCGCGGAUGUCGACCUAGAGGUGCUGCAGCGGGACCCGUCACACAUUGCCACCCUGUUGCCGAGCAAGCAGUCCCGCGCCGCAACCUCGAAGAGAACCCGUGGGGAAGUGAAGCAGACGCUGCGGCGACGGACGUCGACCCGCUCCCGGUACGCAAGCACCGCGCGUCGCCCGUCCGCAGCUCACGACAUCCACGUCGCGAUGUUGCCCGAUCUCUCGGAGAAUUUGUCCAAUGAGGAGCGUACGUGGGAGGAAAUCAUGCAAAUUAAGGCGAUGCCGGUGAGCAUGACACAGAAGAAAGAGCUAAAGGCAAAGCUACAGUCUGCUACAAAGUUGCGGCUUCAAGGUUAUGAGCAGUUCAAAUACCAUCAGCGCAAGAGAUUACAGCAUUUGAAAAAUUGCUGGAAGGAGACUUAUGCCAAGUUGGAGCUGUGGCACUAUAGCCUUAAAAAAAUUGAAGGGAAUUUCGGAACUGGUGUAGUCUCAUAUUUUCUCUUCAUUAAAUGGUUGAUGUUUUUGAAUCUGGCCAUAUUCUUGUUGGUAUUCUUGUUCGUUAUCCUGCCGGAAAUUCUGCUUGGGGAACAAUUCAUUUAUUCGUGUAAUGUCAGCGAUUUUAAUUUCUCGCUAGUGGAGUGUUGUUCAGAAAGUUACUGGAAUACAUCAACAUCUGAUGGUAUCGUCUUGGAUCUCAUACAAGGGAAGGGGAUUAUAGAAAAGACAGUUUUGUUUUAUGGACUUUAUUCCAGCAAAAUUUACACAACAUCAGAAGAUUCUGGUUUGUAUUACAAUCUGCCAUUGGCAUACAUAGCCAUUACUGUACUAUCGUUCUUGCUGAGUUUGGUUGCAAUUGUAAAAUCUGCUGCCAAAGGCUUCAAGGAACGUCUGAUAGAGGGUGAGGGUCAGUUUUACAAGUACUGCAAUUUGGUGUUUGCCGGAUGGGACUUUUGCAUCCACAACGAGAAGUCAGCUGCAAUUAAACACAAGGCCUUGUUCAAUGAGAUUAAAGGAAACUUAGAGGCAGAAAGACUGGAAGAAGAACGCCAGAAUCGCUCCAGGGAAGAGAAAACCAAACUGAUAGUUAUACGGUGCAUCAUCAACCUUGUGGUGUUGAUGGUUCUUGCUGGUGCAGCAUUUUUGAUCUACAUCUCUUUUGAUUUUUCUAACAAUGAAUUGGAAGCCAUCACACAAAAAAAUAAGGAAAGCACACAUCUGUACAGCCUUCUCAUGGAAUUCCUCCCGUCUGUUGCCAUAGUCGGCCUAAAUCUUUUUGUUCCCAUAUUGUUUGGAUACUUGGUGACAUUCGAACGAUACAGUCCUCAGUUUGUUGUAAGACUUACCUUGUUCAGGACAGUAUUCCUCAGGUUAUCAUCGCUGAUCAUGCUGCUAGUGACCCUGUACAACGUUGUAAUGUGCAGGCUUGGUGACUGCAACAAGGCCCAUGAUUAUUGUGGUGACCCACAGUGCUGGGAGACAUAUGUUGGCCAGCAGUUCUAUAAGCUUGUUUUGUUGGACUUUGUCACCAAUGUCGUCAUCACCUUCAUGUUCAACUUUCCACGGAUGCUAAUCGCCAAACACUCCAAGAGCAGAGUGGCGAAGUUCAUCGGGGAGCAAGAGUUUGAGCUACCCAGACACGUGCUGGAUGUAGUCUACACGCAAACGCUCUGCUGGCUUGGAAGUUUCUACGCUCCCAGCCUCCCUUUGUUCGCCGGCUUGCAGUACUUCUUCAUCUUUUACAUCAAGAAGUUUGCGUGUCUGGUGAACAGCACCCCGUCGUCAACUGUCUACCGGGCGUCGCGAUCCAACUCGUUCUUCAUGCUCGUCCUGCUGCUGUCGUUCGUCGUGGCGGUGGUGCCGGUGACCUACUCGGUGGCCGAGCUGCUGCCGUCGAGCGGCUGCGGCCCGUUCAGGGGCCAGGACACGGUGUGGCAGCUGGUCGUCAGCACGUUCGAGAAGCUCCCGUCCUGGAUCCAGAGCAUCUUGUUCUUCUUCUCAACGGCCGGGUUCGCCGUCCCAGCGUUCAUCAUUCUGGUGCUCUGCCUGUACUACUACUACGCUGUGUCUGCCGCCAACAAGCACAUGGUUCUGGUCCUGAAGAACCAGCUGGUCCUCGAAGGUCACGACAAGCAGUUUCUCCUGAACAGACUCAGCGCCUUCAUAAAGCAGCAGCAGCAGCAGCACGACCAUCACAAGGUGAUGCGACAGAUGGAGAUGACCAAUCCUGCGGAUGCCUCGGGUGCCAGUUAAAAAUCAUUGUAACAUUCCUCCUUGUGAUUCUUCAGCCAACAACAUCUGAGAGAAAGUGAAGUGUGUGUGCUUCAAUCAUUUCUAUAUACUUUUUUUGUAUACCUGAAAACAUUUUGAUACUCUCCACUGAAAUACCUUUUUUAUAUGAAUUAAUGGAAUUUAGAUAAGUGUAAAAAAGUUUUUUAUUGUAGCAGUUUUGUAGUGGACAGUGCAAACGAGCUUUUGGUCUACUUCUGUAGCUAUCGGAGAAGUUGACUGUGACCACUUUGCCAUAAAAUAAAAUUGCAAGGUCAAAGAAACUGAUAAAGCAUUGGAGAAAUGCAUGAAUAAUUGGCUGUGAAAUUAUGUGCUUAUUGCUUGAAAAGGAAAUAAUCAGGUAGAACUUUCAAUCUUUGUUUUCUUCUGUCAAUAUAUUACGAGUGAGAGAAUCUUGCAUUUAAAAUAGGUAUUUCAGGAACACAACUAAGCAUGUAGUAUGGUUGUGUAGUGUGCUAGUUUGAAUGGUGAAAAUAUGUAUUUUAGUCCUUAUUGCAUUACCAAAGAUGUUUAGUAGUGAUUUUCUACUUUAGACUGUUUGAUUUUUAGUUCCUAUAUACAUAAAAACUAUCAUACUUUUGGUUAAACUGCAUAGCUAUGUUUAUCUGAUUUAUUUAUUAUUUAAUUUAUGUAUUAGAAAUAUAUUGAACAUUAAGUAUAACUGGAAGAGAAAAAACGUUGCUUAAUUCUUUACACACUUAAAUUUUAGCAAACAAAAACUAAAUUUACUGAUAAAAAUGAAACAAAGAAACCUGAAAAAGUGAGGAUACCGUUUUUUUAUUUUUAAAGAAUAUUUUUCGAUAUUAAGGGUUUUGAAAUGGCUGGAAAAAAUGCUUUUUUCACUUUGAAGCUAGUGGUUUAAAAAUAUGUUUUGAUAUUUUCUGCAUAGACGCUAAGAACAAUUUAUGAAGAAUAUUAGGGGCUGGAAAAAUUCUGCAUUUUCGCAGUUACAUAAACAUUUUGCGGAGGCUUAGGAUUUCCAAAUGGCAAUUUAGUCCUGUCAUCUUUGUAGCCAUAUUACAAUAAUCAUUUUUCUAUGUUUUCAAAGAAGCAUAGAUAUUGUUAAUGCUGUACAGGAUUAUUUUUUUUUCAAAAAGGGAUAUAUUUGGAGAAAAAAAAAGAUUUCUGUAUUCAAAAACUUAUGUAAACAAGGCAUUUGGACAGUUAUAUUUAUUAUGUCAAAUGCCUAUCAACAGUUAAGGCUAGUUUACUUUAGAAAUAGGCACAACACAAAUACAGAUACACAUGCAUCAAUUGUUCAUUUCAUCCUUUUCUUAGGAGCCCCAUACUUGUACAGUUCUGCUGCAGGUUGCACUGAUGGGCAGAACGGAGCCAGGUUUAUGUGUUCAGGCUCCCCAUCGCACACACUCAGUUUCGAUGGGCAAGUUUUGACUGUCAGUCUGCUUUGAAAUAGGUUUGAAGGUAGUUGGUGUGCAGUUUGUGAAUUGCUUGCACAUUCAGCGAUAUGUUGCACCUGUGUUAAAGGAGUAGGGAUGGAAAAAUCACAUAGUACUGAGGAAAGAUUUGUUGAACCGAAAAAGAAAAAACUACGCCCAUGUUAAUUAGUUACAGUGCUCUUCCAUAAAAGUCUCGUAAAACAUCUUUCAGCCAUGUCACCACAGCACAUUACUUCUAAAACAUAUGUAUUUCAUUAAGCAGGUCAAGACUGAAAUGGUGACGUGAUCUGCCAUUUUCUCACACACGUCGGUUUCUCCUUGCAGGAAACGACUGUUAGACAGAUCGGAGGAUGGAACUGUUCGUGAGCAGGAAUCGGCCGAAACUUAAAACAGCCAGUUGAUUACUUUUUCCAUAUUUCACUAGUCAAAACACUUUUGUGUGAUGCCAAGAUUGCACACUGUGCUCUUUUGAAACAGUAGGCUAAAAGUGUACCUGCAUAAACCUAGUGGCUAUAUCUAUUGAAUUCUGUGAUUUAUUCCAUUCUCCCCACCUUCUGUUUUUGAGUUCUAGGACAGUUGUACUAUCCUGAGCGGCUGGGAAGAUGUAUACAGUCCAUCCUUGCUUAAAGGUAGCGUCGGGGUGUGAUAAUUAAGUGCAAUAACACAAUAUGACAUUUCAUGCCGGUAGUGAGGUCGUUUUAUUGAACAGUUCUUUAUACAAUAUCACUUAGAUACACUGUACGUAUUGCUGCGGACUUAUACACAUUCAGACGUGAGUUCACACAGUGUACGAACGUUGCACACUGCCUAUGGUCCACACGGUUCCCGGAUCGAACACCUUUAAUGAGCUGUCUUACCACGAUGUUCCAAGAGGUGUUUAUCAGCCAUGGGAUGUCUUACCACGAUUCCCCUAGUGGCUGCUGCCUGCCACUGCCGGGAGAACUCUGACAAACUAGUCGAUGAGCUCUCUGAUAUAGGCUGCACAUGAGUGCCCCAUGUCCCUUACUUGAGGGCUGUGUGACCAAGCGUGCGUGUGCAACGCUUCCCAGGGUUCGCGUGCAACGACUCCCACCAAGUUCCACUGAUACUUCCCCUGCCUCGUGAGGGGAGUUGACCCUUGUUCUUUGUGGUGUUACGUUCCGUCUUUACAAGCUCUUAUGUAGAUACAGCAUGAUAUUACAAGAUACAUUAUUUUAUUACACCUCCCCCCCCCCCCCCCUAUAAAAAGAAACAAAUUAGUAACAAUUAUUUUCUUUCAGUUUUACAGGUAGAGACCUCCCGCACUGUUCAUCACGUUAUUUGAAUUUCAUAGAUAGGUCUUCUAACAUGGUUAGUUCAUGGGCUGGCUCACUGUGUGCACUAGUAGUUGACAUUCUUCUGUCUUUAGGUUGUGCUAUAUUACUAGCACUAUAUGUGUUUACAAUUAAAGGUUUGAAACACCAUGCCUUACAACAGUCGCUAUUAUUACUACCUUUGAUCAUACGUCCUUUGAUAUGUUUACAAAAUCCACAUUUACAACACACAAAUAUAAUUAUUAUAAUAAGGAAUACAAUAAAAGUUACAUAUGAACUCCAGGUUACAUUUCACAAUCUGGUGUUCUGUUUAAUUUUCCAUUCUUCAUUUUUCAAAUGUUCUUCCACCUCAUUAACUUUAUGACUAGCUAUCUUUAGGUCAUCUAGCUGGUGUGUUAUGGUUUUAAAGGGUGUGUUUAUUUUAAUCUCAUCUAAUGACAUAGCUUUUAUAGAUUCACAACAAUCCAUAUCUAAGGGUAAAGUUAUAAUUAUGUCUUCAGAUGUUACGUUAUGGCUUAGUCGAGCUUGUGAUAACAAUCACUACAUUAGUACCAUAUCCUUUACAUGUCUCAAAAAACUUCAACUUUCCGGUCCCUUUUAGUACGGCAUCGUACGGUUCGGUGUUUUCACAUGCAAUGGUUAUUUUCUCUUCUUUGGGGGAUACAUAGAGCCACACAUUAUCUUUCAGUUGUAUCCGCACUGUAUUUGUUAUUUUUACGACGUGUGUUGUGCAAUCCUCAGGAAUUGCACUUAUUGGGGGAACAUUAAUUUAAUCUCGCACUCUUUAGGGGUAUACAGAUUGAUUAAGGGAAAAUGUUGUUUACAAAUUCUAAACUUGGAUGUGAGUUCCUUACAUUUGUAUAACUCGUUUUCAUUUAGUUUGACAUAUUGUUUAGCAUUUUCUAACAUUUUAUAAUCUUUACUUGGGUUUAUGAAUAUAUACAAGUCCUUAGAACUUUUGCUCUGUAUUGAUAAGGGCACAGCUUUAUAAAUCUUAAAUACAAAAUGUUCAACUAAUGGAAGUUUAAUGAUGUAACAUAGUAUAUCAUUUCUACUAAAUACUUCCAAAUUAACCACCUUGAGUAUAACACUAUCGAGGUUUACUCCUUCCGGGGCUGGUAACUCGAGCCCUUGAGCGUGAUCUGUCUGAAAUGAUUUAAAAUACUUAGCAAUUUGUUGUGGGGUGAUAAUGUGGGGGUUUAGGAUGCCGUUUCCCGUAUUAACUACCGCAUCUAUCAAGACCUCAUACUGAAACCUGAGAGAGACUAGUUCCAAGGUUAAUGCAUUUAUGUGUUCGUUUGUCUUGAUUUUUAAUCCCUGUCUAUUGAUGGCCGAUGACACCCAUCUUGUGUUAGUUUCUGCCACUAGCUUUUCUAACCCUUGUUGGAAGGAUUUUUGAUUGCUGUACAUAUUUCUCACAGUUUGAUUUACAGAGUGUAUGGUAGACUUGACAAUCAACAUCUGUUCCUUGCCUAGUUUUAGGAAGUCUAACUGUUCUUUCUCUAGUUUAGAGAUCUUUUGGCUAUAAAACUCAGCAUCCUCCUCAUCUAAUGUUCCAAAAUGUACGCGACUUAACUGACCAAUGAUGUUAAAUGGUAAUAUACUUCUUUUGCGUCGAGCCUUACCUUCCGUUAUCUCUGCAAUAAUUGUCCUUGCUUUAGUGAGGGAUUCAAUUGUCGUCCUAAUCCUAUUCAUACUAAGGUUACACAAUGUCUUACUGUUAUGUGUAUAUUCCUCCCUUUUACACAGAUUGUUUACCAUAAGUACAUAUCUUUUUAAAUUCUCAAAAUUUACAUCUAUCUGGUGUAUGUUUACAAAUGUCACUAACAUCCACUCGAUGUUAUAUAAUUGUCCCUUUCCUUGAUAAUCAUAAUACAGUCCAGGAGAGUCGAGGAUGGGUGACACUUGAAUGUCUAAGUGUCCUGUGGGCCCAGUUGCACUGGUGCUCGCAAUAACGAGAAUUAACACUCUAGAACAUAAAAAAUAAGGUUUCAAUCGGUUAGUGUGAACUUUAAAGGCUUUCCUCCCUCUUACCAGGAUAGUCACAUUAACCCCAUUUACAUCGACUACUGUAUAAGGUCCUAAAUACUGGUUACACAGUUUCUUUGAUCUGCCACGUCUCAGUGUCUCGUCAUACAAUAGCACUUUAUCUCCCUUUUCAAAAAUAUGCUCGUGUACCCUUCUGUCGUAUUAGAUCUUAUUGUUUUCUUUGGAUGCCAACAAAUGUUGUCUAGCAUUUUUGUAGGUUUCCUGUAGUUUAUACUUUAAGUCUUUCAGAUAGUCAUCAUAACAGUACUGGAUACCCUCGGGAUCUUUCUGUAGGAUUCCCGGAAUGUUAGGCAACCUCCCAAACAUUAAUUCGUGUGGAGUAAACCCUGUUGCCUCGUGAGGUGUGGUGUUGUGCACAAAGGUUGCAUUGUUUACCCAAAUGUCCCAGUCACUUAGGUUGCAAGCUAUGUAGUGGCGUAGAAAUACCGCCAUUGACCUAUGCCAUCUUUCUAUGGCCCCAUUGCUUUGUGGAUGGUAUGUGCUAGUCUUAAUUUUUUUUAUUUUUAGGAGUUUGCCGACCUGUUGGAACAUUUCACUACAGAAGUUGCUACCCUGGUCCGUUAGCAAUAUCUGGGGUGUACCAAAAUUGAAUAUUAUCUCAUUUACGAAUGCUGCGGCGACCGUCUCUGUUAGUUGGUUCGCCAUUGGUACUGCCACCGUGUACUUUGACAAUGCGUCUUGGAACGUCAAUAUAUAUUUGUUUCCCUUUUCUGUUUCUGUCAAGGGGCCAACAACAUCCAUGCUACAUUUUUCCCACACAGUUGAGGGUGUAUCCGUGAUCUCUAAGGGUGCCCGAGUGUGUGGUCUUGCGAUUUUGUUACGUUGGCAUGAAUCACACUUGCGAAUGUAUGAUUCUAUAUCCUUUUUCAUCCCUUGCCAUGUGACGUAUUGUUUUAUCUUGUUUUGUGUACGGUUCAUUCCUUGGUGUCCGCCCACUGCAGUGUCGUGUUGUUCUUUAAUUGUUUGUCCUGUUAUUGCAGGCGGGACUUCUACUGAAUCACUACAUUCGUGUUUUUCGGCUUCAAUGUGGUAUGCUCUACUAAGUGCAUCCGCAUGGGUUUUUGUCUUUCCUGCUCUGUAGAUUAUGUCAAAAGUGUACUCUGUGAGUUUUAGCCUCCAUCUCAUAAGGCGUAUACUUGGAUCGGUUACAUUGAAUACAUACUGAAGGGGUUUGUGGUCGGUGACCACUUUAAAUUGCCUUCCGAGUAAGUAUGGCCUGAAGUAUUUGAUGGCCCAAACUAUGGCCAACAUUUCACGUUCGGUUGUGGAGUAGUUAACCUCCGCCUUGUUGAGGGUCUUACUGGCAAAUGCCACUGGUUUGUUCUUACCAAUCUCACCUUGUGAGAGGAUGGCUCCUACAGCCACCUGACUUGCGUCAGUGCAGUUAGAAUGAAUGGUUUGCUAAAGUCGGGAUAUUGGAGGAUAGGUUCCGAAGUGAGUAAUUCUUUAAGUUGUUUGAACGCUCGUUCUUGUUCGCUCCCCCAGUCAAAGGGUGUCUUUUUUUACCAACAUGUACAGCGGCUUUGCCACUUUACUGAAGUCUGCAAUGAAUCGUCUGUAGUAAGAGGCUAGUCCACAAAACAUUUUAAUUCUUUAGCUGAGGAGGGUCUUAGAUAGUCCCUAACCUUUUCCACUUUUGCGGGGUCGGGUCGGAUGCCUGUAUCGCUGAUAAUGCGUCCUUAAUAUGCUACUUCUGUUCUCAAGAACUCACAUUUAGUGGGUUGUAGUUUGAGGUUGUGUUCUCGUAAGCGAUCGAAGACGUCCCUUAGUUGUGUGUUGUAAAUCUCCACCGACUGGCCGUAGAUGACGUCAUCUAAAUAGACUAGACAUUUAAUACCUAUCAGUCCAGCUAAUACUGUGUUCAUUAAUCGUGCGAAUGUGGCUGGGGCUCCCUUUAAUCCGAACAUCAUUCUCUUCAUUUCAUAGUGACCGUUAGGUGUGCUGAAGGCUGUUUUGGGACAGUCUUCUUCGGCUAUCUUUACCUGUAAAUAUCUGCUAUACAAGUCUAAUGUGGAGAAGUAUUUCUUGGACUAUCUAAUAUCUCCGCGAUGGAAGGAAGGGGGUGUGAAUCCCCUACCGAUAAGGAGUUCAGCUUGAGAAAAUCUAAGCAAACACGCCACAAUGGGUUACCCCUUGAGUCUGCCUUUUUGGGAACAAUUAAUAUGGGAGCAUUCCAUGUGCUUCUGCUAUGGACGAUUAUAUUAUCUUCGAGCAUCUGUUUCACCUGUCGGUUUACCUCUUCCUUGUGUAUUUCUGGGAUACGACAAGGCCUGACCGCCACAGGUAGGUACACAAUUUUCUACUGUGGGGAUCCUAUGUUCUUUGACAUUGGUAAAUAUUAGUUUGUCCCCUGGUAGGUGGAAGAUAUCAUUAUAUUCCCUACAUAAUUUCAGUAACCCUUCCUUUUCUGUAGUAUGGAGAUGUUCUAACCUUAAUAUGUUAGUGAGAGCUUGAUUUUUGUCGGUGCUUCCCUUCGUCACCUCAAGUAUCUUUUGCUCUCGGGAUAAAUUUUCUAUAGUAAGAGGUGGCACCUUGACCUGGGUGUCAUAUUCAGUAGUAUUUAUGGUUGCACAAAUAAAUUUACCCAUCUUACUUUCCGUUAGACAUUCCCCAAUAAAGAUUCCAUUUGCUAGUGCAUGUCUGGAAAUAAAACUGACACCAUCAUUCGUCGUGUUUAUCUGUACAAUUUUUUCACAUCUCGCAGGCAAAGAGAGGUUAGUUGCUUCCCUCUGUAUAUCGAACUGAACAAACUCCCCCAUUAUCCAUGCCCCCAUCCUUACCGUAAUCGAUAAGUGUUCUUGUGGCGGACAAAAAGUCUUUUCCUACGAUGCAUUCAUGGGGACACUGUCUCAACAAGUGACACUCCUGUCUUAUGUUCUUUUGUCGUACUUUAAUGUUCAUGACCAUUGUUCCUUCUGUGGUUAUUAGGCCGGUGGCUAGCCCACUCAGUUUCGUUGCCCUGUCCUUGUUUUUCUGACUUAUUAUUUCGAUACCCACGAGGCUCUCUCGUACUAGGGUUAUGUCUGAUCCGGUGUCUAACAAACAUUCUAUUCUCUUACCAAUUUCUUCUAUGAAUAAGAAAACGAUACCCGUCUUUGUUUUUGGUGGCCCUAUCGCAGUCUUAUCUUGAAAGGUUUUGCAGCUGGUGAGUCGGCAUUGUCGGGAGGCACUGUAUUGCUGCUCUACCUGCCCCCGGUGUCGUUUCCCGAUCCGUUAAUUAUGUUUUUGUGGGAACGAGUGUAACUUUUGCCUUGAUAGGCAGUGUUGGCAUCUUUGUUGGGAUAUCGGGGAUGGUUCAGUGUGUGUUCCUGGUCUCGAUUCCCACCUUGCCCAAAGGGGCGUUGGAACCUACCACUGCCGUUGGCUUUGGAUCUGUUCCAACAAUAUCUGGCAUAGUGUCCCGGGAGUCCACACGUAAAACAUGUGCGGUUGUUUCCCUGACCAUGCUCCUCAUGUGUUUUCAUGCCAAACCUCUUAUUGCCCAGACUGUCGGGAUCUUUGGUUUCCCCUAGGUUAACUUGCCCUUCACUGGUCUGCAUAUUUCUAGGUCCUCCCUGUAAGAAACAGUCUUUAUACCAGUGUCCCUUUUUCCCACAAUUAGUGCACGAAGGUCUGUUUUCCCUGGUCCUAUCUUCUCCCAUAAUUUUAGAUGUUUGUCUACUCCUGUUUGAAAGUAUGUUGGAUUCUUCUUCUAAAGCAGCUUCUACCGUGAGCCCUUGUGUGUCCAGCUGUGUCCCCUUACUGCUGAUGAUGGUUUGGAUACGUUCAUUAGUUAGCCCUUGUAUAAAACAUCCUCGUGCCAAGUGCUGGACUAAACCCAAGGCACCGGCUGCGUGUGCGGCGGUACACACUCUCAAUGUGGAUUCCUUCAUGUCUGUGACCAUUGUGUCAACCCUAAUUCCCCAGUGGGCGACCCCUUCAUUGACCCCUUGCCUCGCACUAAACAGUUGACAUGCAUAGUCUAUGGUCCGCUUAACUGCGUAAUUCUCUCCCAAAAUCUCCUUAACGUCAUCCCAUGUUCCUGUAUGUUCGCGUGUCAGUAUUUUAGAUUAAGCAUCCUCCACAAUUUUUGAUUUAACAAACUUCAAUAAUAUGUCAUGUUUAGCAGGGUGGACCAACUCAAUCGCGGUGUCUACGUUAUCUAUAAAUUCUCGCAACCUACUCUUAUUUUCAUCAAAAGGUUACGUUAUUAAUUUAAGUGCUGAUGUGACGGGGAUGUACUGGUCUCCAGCCUCACUUGAUUCCUUACUAUCCGUCGUGGCGUGCUUUUGUAUCGGGAGACCGAGCUUAGGUACAACACCCUAUGAUUGACCUUAUACAAACUGUAGUUCACGAAAUUACCUCAUAGGUUAAUGCACUAGCAUGAGCACUCCCUUAGUGAGCCUACUGCUCUACUAACCUUAUCAUCUUGGUUUUUAGUUGGGUGAUGCGGCGGUAGUUCCGUGUGUUGCUGUGUUGUCGUGUUGCCCGGAUGCGUUGCUUCUGCUGGUUUCUUCAGGUACCGCUGUCUUCUCUUGCGCUGGCCCCGUUUGUAGAUGCUGGCAGCACUGGCUGGUCAAGAUCAGGCUGACCUAGGCGGACCUCUUCUAUCUCUGUCGUAUCUCGCGUGGUCUCCACAUAGUCCUCUGUUCCAUUCUCUACACGCCCUGACACUGGCGUUGGAUUCCGGGCGAUGGCUUCUGAUGCGGUUGCUGGUUUCUGAUGCUGCACGAUGUACUCACGCUUGUAACCAGUUAUCUUGUCAUAUUUACCAUACCCCACAUCUGACACCAAAUAUGUACUAUCCCAAGCGGCUGGGAAGAUGCAUACAGUCCAUCCUUGCUUAAAGGUAGUUUGGGGGUGUGAUAAUUAAGUGCAAUAACACAAUAUGACAAUUCAUGCCGGUAUUGAGGUCGUUUUAUUGAACGGUUCUUCAUACAAUAUCACUUAGAUACACUGUACGUAUUGCUGCGACCUUAUACACAUUCAGACGAGAGUUCACACAGUGUACGAACGUCGCACACUGCCUGGGAUGCAUUACAGCGAUUCCCCUAUGGUCCACACGGUUCCCAGAUCGAACACCUUUAAUGAGAUGUCUUACCACGAUGCUCCAAGAGGUGUUUAUUAGCCAUGGGAUGUCUUACCACAAUUCCCCUAGUGACUGCUGCCUGGCACUGCCGGGAGAACUCUGACAAACUAGUCGAUGAGCUCUCUGAUAUAGGCUGCACAUGAGUGCCCCAUGUCCCUUACUUGAGGGCUGUGUGACCAAGCGUGCGUGUGCAACGCUUCCCAGGGUUCGUGUGCAACGCUUCCCAGGGUUCGCGUGCAACGACUCCCACCAAGUUCCACUGAUACUUCCCCUGCCUCGUGAGGGGAGUUGACCCUUGUCCUCUGCGGUGUUACGUUCCGUCUUUACAAGCUCUUAUGGAGAUACAGCAUGAUAUUACAAGAUUCAUUCUGAUAUUACACAGUCAUGAAAUAACUGACCAGUUAUCGUGAAGUUUUGUUUUAUUAAACAAAGUAGUUUUCAUGCCACAUAUGUAUAGUUGUUAAAGAUAUUACAUAUUAAGUUUCAAACUGAUUAAAUGAAGAUGCCAUUUCCAAAAUUGUGUGCUAAUUUUCAGAAAAAUGAUGCAAAUUUUUACAGCCCCUGUUUUUUUUAGCAAGUAAAUAACAUGGCCUUACUAUAAAGUAAAUAAAAUUUUGUUUUGUAUAUUGUAUCAUAAAAUAUUCUACAAUGAUACUACCUAGGAAUGAUUUGAUACUAAAUAACUUAAGACAAUAGCAAACAUUAAUUUAGGUACUAAUUGUUUUUACGAAUUGACCCAAGGUUGGAGUCACCUGUUUUUUGUGCUGAGCUCUUUAUGAAAGGUGAUCAACGAUGUAGGCCUAGCAAAGAUACUUAAUUAUCAAUACAGGAGAUAAUUUUUUUAGGUGCUAAUGUCAAAGUAAUGUUACAUUUUGAGAUAUUUGCUUUAAACAUUUAUUUUGCUGGUUCCUACAUACACUGCAAGUUUCUUUUAUAGCUGUAUGAGAGUGGUUAAAUUAUUGUAUGCUUGAACAAAGGAACAUUCAUUUGUUGCCAACAUUGACAUUUUGUCUUCUGUAACUAUCAUCCAAGCUUAGUAGAUAAAUAUUCCCCUGGGAAAAAAAUGGAAACUAUACUUUUUUUUGUAUGCCUACGACACAAGUAUGAACAUAUUUAAUUUUUUUUAAAUUACUUGCAGAUAUUGCACAGAUGUUCUUUUAUUGAAUGAGAGCUGUAUUAAAUCCUGGAUUACAGUACACUAAAGAAGGCAUGUUGUACAAUAUGUAGAACUUAGUAAAUAUCUAGUAAUGUGUAGUGGAAAUUCUUAAUACUUGGGAGCCUACUAACAUAUAUAACAUAAUUAUACAUCCAAUAUGACACAAUGUACUGUAUUCAUCCAAAUAGAAUAAAGGGAUGCGAAAGGGAACCACGCAGUUAGUAUUACGUAAUAAUUUUAUAAAAGACAACACCAAUACCAAUCAUUUCCAUUCGGUAAAUAUAAUUUAGUGACAGAAUGUGAGACAAAUAAAAGUAAUGUACGCACUAAUUUGUGAAACACAACUUAGGAAAAACCAAAAUUGCAAGAUAUGAUGGGUGUGCCGAUAGUAAAUCGGGAACCUUGCUAGUUUUCUUCUUGUCAGUCUAGUGCUGAAAUCUGCUCGUAUUGCUCAGUGUACUUUCUCACGUACAUUAUAUUGUUCAUUAUUUGUUUGCUAUAAUGUGUCCGCUAAUUUUUGUGUUAAACAGUUACAUUAGCACUUCUGAGACAGGUUUAGUAUUGUAACACCUUCAACUGCUAAGUUUUAAUGAUUUUGUUAGUUGGUCUCUUCAUUUAUUUUGCAAACAGUAAAAAUCAGUACGUGGCAUUGUGGCCUCUUGAAAUUGCGUAACCGUACGUCUUGCGUAUCACUAUUAGGAUCAUACCUGCCUGUCAAAUAUAAUGCAGUGGUGGAACUAGCUUAGUAUAAUGGGGAAGGCGGUAUGGAAUACACCGUAAUUAAAUGGGGAGUGAAAUUUUGAAAAAUAAUAGACCCUUAAAUGGCUAUUUUUAAAAUAUUUCUGGCAUCUGAAAAAGUCAUUGAAAACUAGGAUUUUAUUAAGGCUAAAGUUUAAAGAAAUUACGCACAGUAGUGGCACUAAAAAAUUAGAAAUAGUAAAGUUGAACUAAGUUCAGGUGUAGACUGGAGUAGAUUAUUUUGGUUAUUUCUCUAGUUUUUUUAAAUAAGAAUUACCACUGACAAAGCUAUCACAUUUGUUUCAAAACAGUACACUUUGUCUAGUAUGAUGUAUUUGUCAAACCAUGAUCAAGCUUUCUCUUAAUUUUAUGUCAGUAAUUGCUUUGCUCUUGGUUACUAUUUAAUAUCAAACAACCUUCACUGUUAUAACAUUACUGUUUUAUUUUCUUUGUAAACAGUAAACAUAACCCCUCUUUAAGCUCAGUUGUUAGGCCGUUGGGGUGUAGUUUUUUUUGUUUUACCUCAAAACAUUUUCAACUAUGAAAUAUUAUUUUAGGAAACAAAUUUUUAAUUUUUAUCGCAGGCAACUUGUAAACAUAAAUUUCAUGCAAUGUAGUAGUAAAAAUUAUCAAAAUUUAUGCAAUUCUCACAGUUAAGGGUCCAAGGUGUCUAAAAUAUUGUCCUUUAUGAAAUUAAAGAUACAUAGAAAUAAUUCUUUUGUAAGUCAAAGGGCUUACUGUAUUAGUAUUCCAAUAUUUGCAAUUUAGUAAAUGCUAUCCAGGAACAGAAAAUGUUAAGAUUUAUUGUGGAGCAUUGAAACAUUAUCUCAAGACAUAAUCAGCUUCAACCAUUUCAGCAAACUAGCCUAACAUUUUCAUGUAUUGAAGCUAAAAUCAUUUUUAGAUUUGCAUUGAGUAACUACAGAUUAUAUAAAAAUAAACCUAUCACAAUAUUUGCAGUUUCUCCAUCUCCAAAGAAUAAAUACAUUUCAUUACUAAUUUACAUCAUUCUAAAAUCUUGAAAAACAAGAUAUUUAACUCUCUAAUUACUGGUUGAAAGGCAGAUAGUUUCAGUUUUUAACCAAAGGCAUAGUGAAUGCAAUGGACACAGUGAUAAACCAAAGUUAUGCAGGCUGGUGACAUAGUAAAUGCUCAUAAGACAUCUAUUAAACAGGUAUAUAUAUAUAUGGUAUAAUAUAUUAUAGCAAUAGUAUUACAAAACAAUGGUUGUGUAUAUCAUAUGUAGCUUUUUAUUUUAUUGAAGUCUGUGUUGCAAAACUAGUGCAAGGUUGGUAGUGUGGAAUUUUCUGUAUCACACAGUAUUACAAUUUUUGUACAUGUAGCCUUUAUUGUCUAUAAUUAGUUAAUUGGAAGCUGUUCUUCUGCAGUUUGUAUAUUUUAAUGUAUGUACAACUUGGAUAGUUGAAUAAUUUCACAGUAAUGCACUUGUCCCAAUAAGGUGUGCAAAAGAGGGGAGGAAAAAAAGAGGUAUAAGUAGCAUUCUAAAAAUAUAUUUUAUUACUCCAAACUUUAUGUACAGUAUUUUAGUUUCAUAUUUUACAUUUUGACAUUUCUAAACAUUAUUAGCCACUGUGCAAGAAACUUAUGAUUGUAAUAAGUAUUAUAUCCAAGAUCUGUUAAAUGGUAUUAUACAAUCACAUUUUAUUAUACUUAAUAGGUUGUACCUAAUCAGUAAUGUGCCAAACUCUGAAUGUUCAUUGUAUGUGUUUUUGUUUAGCAGAGACCAUUUUCUUACAGUGUACUAAUGAAAAUAGCAUAAAAUAAAAAAUUCUGUUAACAAAAA
Molecule: messenger RNA, 16129 nt
Organism: Bacillus rossius redtenbacheri
Lineage: Eukaryota; Metazoa; Arthropoda; Insecta; Phasmatodea; Bacillidae
Product: transmembrane channel-like protein 7
Exons: 5
Coding region: 262-2589 (775 amino acids)
Cellular component (GO): plasma membrane
Molecular function (GO): mechanosensitive monoatomic ion channel activity
Source: RefSeq, a predicted model, not a curated record